CACAGUAGGCACUGUCACCCUGAGGGAAGGGGCUGGAGGACACACGCGAAGAGAAGAGAGGAUACCCGGAAUGCACAGCAAGUGAUCGUCAGCAGUCUCCACCAGCUGGGCACCCCUCGUCGAUCCAGUCCUUCGUUGUCACAACCAAGAUGAAACCGGCGGUUGUUUUAGUCGGCCUGAGUGUUGCUGUCAUGGCUGUAAUGGUUUUCCAGGCCGUGCGCCAGGAGCUGAACCUGCGUAGUCUGAGAACCCGCAUGGUGGAGAACUCGGCGGCGGUCAAGAGGAAAGAGGAAGCCAUCAUCGAGGUGAAAAACAAGAUCCAGACGCUGAAGACAACCCUGGCGUCUGUCAACGCCAAGAUGGAUGAGCUGAAGACGAAGAAGGCAGAUACUGAAAAAGCAACACAGGAGCUUGAUGCAAGUUUGCAGACCUGUAACUCAGAAAAGGCAGCUACUGAAAAGAAGAAGACAGAAGUAGCAGAGGCCCUGACUAAACUCAAAGCUGAUCAUGAAGAGGCUAAAAACAAGGCUGAGGCAGACAUUCAGGGCUUGAAACAACAGAUCUUGGACAGAGACAAAGCUAUUUGUGCCUUUGCAGAUACAACAAAGGAGGAAGCACGGAAACUGUGUGGAAUUUCUGAAGCUCCAAAAUAAAGAAACAUUUAACUUGGACUGUGAACUUUUUAAAAAAAGAAGCAAGCCACGCAUACAAGGACAUAUUUUCUAAUAUCACUGAUGUGAUUAUAGGUCCACUUGUUUCUUAUGGGAAAGUAAAAACAAGGUUGAUUUUUUUCAAAACUGUCUGUACAACAUUCAUAGAACAAAUGGCACAGACAAAGGGAGUGGGGAAAUGUGUUGCAUAGUUUUAUAUCAUUUUUUAUGUGACUCUGUUGGUUGAUUAGAUUUAGUUUACAUGUUUGUCUCUGUGAAACACUUUGACAAACACUUGUGAUUAUAGGCUUCAGAAGUAAAUGACCUUGACUAUUAUGUAGUGUCAUUACCAAAAAUAGCUUCCCCUGAUUCAACCAGUAAAGCUACACCUGAACCAGCCUGCCUGAAGCAUGUACCGUCUAUCUUUUGGUGCCCAGCCCCCUGAUGAAACCUGAGUGACUACCAGCAACCGUAAAAGUACACGAUCACCA
Molecule: messenger RNA, 1141 nt
Organism: Toxotes jaculatrix (banded archerfish)
Lineage: Eukaryota; Metazoa; Chordata; Actinopteri; Toxotidae
Exons: 4
Coding region: 150-653 (167 amino acids)
Source: RefSeq, a predicted model, not a curated record